CAAUUUGAUUGAUGAAACGUUCGAAUAAGUAAAAAAUUAUGUUUUUGUACCGACGUAUUUGAGGUUUGAGAGCUCGGGGUGGGGGGUUGAUGCUGCAUGUCGUGACACGGGUUGCACUCCGAUCGAAUGAGAUGCCAUCGUUUUUUGUUAUUCCCGUCCUCACCCCAAAAGAGGAAGUUUGAAUGGCACGGGGAGGGGUGAGGGGGGUGAAAAUGAGUCCUUUUGCAGAACCAGUCGUAAAACCAGCUUUAAAAAAACACAAAACGACACAGACAGACGGACCGCACUCCUCAAGUGCACACGGGCAGAGUGCCGUCUCUCUGCGAGUGUGCUCUCCGGAAUCGCACCAAACCAGCGAGAACGACGAGACAAUCGAGAGAGCGCGAGAGAGAGCGGUGGCGUUGGGGCGAAUCCAUCCUCCUGUCAGCGCGCGGAGCGACGUGGCCGCGGCUGAGUGUCACCUCGGAAACAUCACAAGACGAGCGAAAAACCACAAGAGACAACAUCUGUGCGGCUCGUGGGAUAGAACUUCCGAGAGCGAGCAAGCCAGCGGGGCGGGGGGGGGGGGGUGUGAAGGUCUUUGGUGAAUUCCUCCCUAUCCUGCCCUUCAAGCGAAGCGACCGCUGGGGUGGCCGCGGUCGAGCAAGCGAGCGUGCGACGCAUCCGUUGGCGUUGACGCGGCCGGCCGCAACGCGGUGGCGGCGCCGGCCGCGAUGGAGCCGUGCGGCGUGCGCUACCAGUACAGCGUGAUCGUGCUGGGCGACGCCACGGUGGGCAAGACCGCGCUGCUGCGCCGCUUCGUGGAAGGCACGUACGGCGAGGAGAGCGAUCCCACGGUCGGCGUCGACUUCUUCAUCCGCACGCUGGCGCUGGGGCCGGACGCGGGGCGCAGGGUGAAGGUGCAGCUGUGGGACACGGCCGGCCAGGAGCGCUUCAGGUCCAUCACCCGCUCCUACUACCAGGGAGCGGCCGGCGCCCUCCUCGUCUACGACGUCAGCCGGCGCCCGUCCUACUUGCACAUCGCCGACUGGCUGGCCGAGGCCCGCAUCCACGGGCCACCCAGCGGCAUGGCCUUCGUGCUGGUGGGCCACAAGUGUGACCUGCAGGGCCAGCGUGCCGUGUCCCGCGUGGAGGGCGAGCGCUUCGCGAGCGCCCACGGCAUGGCCUACGUGGAGGCGACGGCCCGGCGGGGCGUGGGCGUGGAGGAGGCCUUCGUGGAGCUCGUGACGGCGAUUCACGCCCGCACCGUCGCCCUCGAGGCCUCCUCCUCUCCGUCGUCCCUCCCAGCCAAGCUGCCGCCCGGCGUCAGGAUCACCGAGCGGCCCGAUCGUGCCGGAUCAACCCCCGGGCGCUCGUCCCGCCGGGCGGGACUCGGCUGCAGCUGCUGAUGGCAGUGCCGGUGGGGGUGGGGGCCUUGGGCACGUGGCGGCCACCGAAAACGCAGCCCGCGCCAGUGGAAUAAACUAUUAACUUUAUUUUUAUGUUACCAAGUAAGGCACCACUUAGCUAUGUAGCUCUUUUUCAGAAGCGACCUGGCUAGCAAAAAUGAUAGCUCAACGAAGUGGCUUAUCA
Messenger RNA from Petromyzon marinus (sea lamprey), 1572 nucleotides. RefSeq names its product ras-related protein Rab-39B-like. Gene Ontology annotation, molecular function: GTP binding; GTPase activity. The record is from RefSeq and is a predicted model, not a curated record. Lineage: Eukaryota; Metazoa; Chordata; Hyperoartia; Petromyzontiformes; Petromyzontidae.